Fusarium pseudograminearum CS3096 is the source of this 1011-nucleotide messenger RNA. RefSeq lists its product as uncharacterized. NCBI's taxonomy places the organism in Eukaryota, Fungi, Ascomycota, Sordariomycetes, Hypocreales, Nectriaceae. The coding region runs from base 1 to 1011 and encodes 336 amino acids. The transcript has a single exon. The record is from RefSeq and is a predicted model, not a curated record.
AUGUCUUUCAAGACCGCUGCAGCUCUCGUCAGUGCUUUCGCCUCCACCGUCUUCGCCCACGGCACAGUCACUGGCAUCAAGGUUGAUGGCAUCUAUCAGCCUGGUUACAGUCUCGAUUCGUACUACGCCGCCCAGUCAGGCCAGAAGAUUCCCGAUAUCGCUGCUUGGUCCGCCGAAAACCUUGACAAUGGCUUCGUAGCCCCUGCUGCCUACGGAACCAAGGACAUUGGCUGCCACAUCAAGGCUGCUCCCGGCCACACUUCUAUGCCUGUCAAGGCUGGUGGUUCUAUCGAGUUCCAGUGGUCUCAAUGGCCCGACUCUCACAUUGGCCCUGUUCUCACAUACGUUGCCAAGUGUGAUGGAAAGUGCACCAAGGCUGACCCUGCUACGCUCAAGUGGGUCAAGAUCGAUGCCGCCGGUCUCAAAGAUGGAACUUGGGCUGCUACAGAUCUCAUCAAGAACAACAAUACAUGGACUACCACUGUCCCCCAGACCCUAGCUGCUGGAAGCUACGUCUUCCGUCACGAGAUCAUCGCUCUACAUGGCGCUGGGUCCAAGAACGGAGCUCAGAACUACCCGCAAUGCUUCAACAUCGAUAUCACGGGUAAUGGUACCGACAGCCCAGAGGGUACAUUGACCACUAAACUGUACACUGAGACUGAGCCUGGUAUUCUAUUCGACCCUUACAAGGGCGCCACCAAGUACGAGAUUCCUGGGCCUGCUAUGUACAAGGCGGGCUCUUCAAAGCCAAUCAUUCCUAUCAUUCCCUCCAACAGCACCAUGCCUGCUUUGAGUCCUAUGCCCACACCUAUUGUUACUCCUACCGGAUUCGUCACAUCGAUGACUCCUGGUCCCGCCCUGCAGGCCCGAGAGAAUACCUCCUCUAGACUUGUUACCCUGAAGGUUCGACAAGCUGCCACUACCACUACCAGUGUCGUCGUAGCUACUCUAGAUGCUGCCAAUAACAAGCGUGGAUGUGAGGCCGCUCGCCGUCACGUUCGUCAGUUUUAA